CGCUUGGAGGGAUCCGCGGGACCCAGGCCCUAGCGCGCGCCGUUCUCUGUGAGCUCACUGCACCGUCCCUAGUUGCCAUGGCGCCGCGCCUCCCGCCGCUGGGCGCGCCCCGGCUGAGGGCACAGAGCCUGGCCGCGGGCACGCGGGGCGGUCAGAGCAGAGCGAUGGGGGCGUCACGGGCCGGAACACGGACUUCGCCUCGAUCGCAGCAGCCUGAGUCCAGCGCGCGGCCGCGACGCGUUUUCCACAACACGCUGCUCUUCUACUGGAGGAAGCGGGAGCGCCGCCACGGACGACGCAAGCCGGGCUCGGGACGCGGAUCGAGGCCCAGCGACGCGGCCAGGACCCGGGCUUCUGGCCCUUCGCCCACGCCGACCCGGACCCAAGCCUCCGGCUCUACAGCCUCUCGAACGCGGUCCUCGGCCCACAGCCCUACCUCCCUGCCGGACCCCGCCCCGGUCCCGGGCCCCGCCCCCGCCCCCAGCUCCAGCCCCAGCCCCAGCCCCAGCCCCAGCUCGAGCCCGUCCUCCCAGCCCGCGGCCGAACCCGAGCCUGCGCCCGCGGCGCGCGCGUCCGGGUCCUGUGGCCGCGCCCUGGCGGCGGCGCGCGCGCUGGCCUGGCGGCCGUCUUGGAGGCCCAUCUGGAGGCCGAGCUGGCCCGGCAGGCAUUGCGCGGGCAAUAUGGCGGCGCCCGGCGAGCGGGGGCGCUUCUACGGCGGGAACCUCUUCUCGUUUCUGCCCGGCGGCGCGCGCUCCGAGGUGAUGGACGACCUAGUGACGGACGCGCGCGGCCGGGGCGCGGGGCGGAGAGAUGCCGCUGCCUCGGCCCCGACGCCAGCCCCGGCGCCGACCUCCGAUUCUCAGGUCGCCGACGAGGACACGUCCCGGAGGCGGCCCUGCCGGGCCUGCGUGGACUUCAAGACGUGGAUGCGGACGCAGCAGAAGCGGGACAGCAAGUUUAGGGAAGAUUGCCCACCCGAUCGCGAGGAACUGGGCCGCCACAGCUGGGCUGUCCUCCACACCCUGGCCGCCUACUACCCCGAUCUGCCGACCCCAGAACAGCAGAAAGACAUGGCUCAGUUCAUACAUUUAUUUUCCAAGUUUUACCCGUGUGAGGAGUGUGCCGAAGACAUAAGGAAGAGGAUAUGCAGGAACCAGCCAGACACGCGCACCCGGGCGUGCUUCACCCAGUGGCUGUGCCGCCUGCACAAUGAAGUGAACCGCAAGCUAGGCAAGCCGGACUUUGACUGCUCGCAAGUGGACGAGCGCUGGCGUGACGGCUGGAAGGAUGGGUCCUGCGACUAGACGGUGGCCGGCAGAGCCGUGGGACAGCAGCCUGGGCCUGCGGGCAGCCUGGCUAGAGAGGGGCGGGGCACUCAUUAAAGUGCAUCGGAGCCACA
This is a messenger RNA of Prionailurus viverrinus (fishing cat), 1399 nucleotides long. RefSeq names its product growth factor, augmenter of liver regeneration (gene GFER). The record is from RefSeq and is a predicted model, not a curated record. NCBI's taxonomy places the organism in Eukaryota, Metazoa, Chordata, Mammalia, Carnivora, Felidae. Gene Ontology annotation, molecular function: flavin adenine dinucleotide binding; flavin-dependent sulfhydryl oxidase activity. The transcript is spliced from 3 exons. Gene Ontology annotation, cellular component: mitochondrion. Gene Ontology annotation, biological process: liver development. The coding region runs from base 78 to 1304 and encodes 408 amino acids.